Messenger RNA from Trichoderma harzianum CBS 226.95, 336 nucleotides. RefSeq lists its product as hypothetical. Lineage: Eukaryota; Fungi; Ascomycota; Sordariomycetes; Hypocreales; Hypocreaceae. The transcript has a single exon. The annotation marks the transcript as partial. The record is from RefSeq and is a predicted model, not a curated record.
AGCGCUUUGUCUUUGCGAGAUAUCCCGUUCCGUCAAGCGGGGGUUCUUUUGCCGCCGACCUAUCGGAUCUAUGUUCAGAGAGUCUUGCAACAUUGCCACUCGCGCCGCUUCUUCGUUACCGACACUGGGUUUAUGGGAUUGGGUCCGGAGGAGACUCAAAUUGGAGACGACGUUUAUGCAAGUGUCGGAGCCAAGAUACCGUUCGUGCUCCGAGAGGUCGACAGCGGUUCUAAGCAGCAGGGGACCAGUCGGUUUCGACUUGUUGGAGAGUGCUAUUUGGAGAGCAGAACGUGGACGAAACUUGAAAGCGAGCCACGGUAUUUCGAUAUUAUAUAA